Molecule: messenger RNA, 786 nt
Organism: Zygotorulaspora mrakii
Lineage: Eukaryota; Fungi; Ascomycota; Saccharomycetes; Saccharomycetales; Saccharomycetaceae
Gene: HIS6
Product: 1-(5-phosphoribosyl)-5- ((5-phosphoribosylamino)methylideneamino)imidazole-4-carboxamide isomerase HIS6
Exons: 1
Coding region: 1-786 (261 amino acids)
Biological process (GO): L-tryptophan biosynthetic process; L-histidine biosynthetic process
Cellular component (GO): cytoplasm
Molecular function (GO): 1-(5-phosphoribosyl)-5-[(5-phosphoribosylamino)methylideneamino]imidazole-4-carboxamide isomerase activity
Source: RefSeq, a predicted model, not a curated record
AUGACCAGAUUUGUUGCUUGCAUCGAUUUACAUAACGGGCAAGUCAAACAGAUCGUUGGCGGAACAUUAACUGACGAUCGCGAUGACUCUUUGAAGACAAACUUUGUGUCUGAACAUUCCUCAGAGUUCUAUUCGAAAUUGUACAAAGAAAACAAUGUAAUUGGUAGUCAUGUAAUAAAAUUGGGUCCAAAUAACGACGAAGCAGCAUUGAGAGCAUUAAGAGAAUCACCUUUCUUCUUACAGAUUGGUGGUGGUAUAAAUGACUCCAAUUGUUUGGAAUGGCUGCAAUAUGCUAGCAAAGUUAUCGUUACGAGCUGGCUUUUCACGCAGGAUGGACAAUUUCAACUGUCUAAGCUGAUCAAAAUAUCAAAAAUCUGUGGCAAAGAUCGUCUUGUAGUCGAUUUGAGUUGCAGGAGAACAAAAGAUAAUGAAUGGGUCGUAGCUAUGAAUAAAUGGCAAAAACUAACGGACUUAAAUUUGAAUGCCACGACUUUCCAAAUACUGUCUGAAUAUGCGGAUGAAUUUCUCAUUCAUGCAGCAGAUGUGGAAGGCCUUUGUAAAGGGAUUGAUAAGGAUUUAGUUACUAAUCUAUACCAAUGGACACGUGACCUACCUCAGAAUAUUAAAAUUGUGUAUGCGGGAGGUGCCAAAAGCGUAUCAGAUCUAUCGCUCGUUAAUGAAUUGAGUAAGGGUAAAGUUGAUUUGACCUACGGAAGUUCGUUGGAUAUAUUUGGAGGUAAUUUGGUUAAAUUUGACGAUUGCUGCAAGUGGAAUGAAAAUCAUUAG